AUGGCUGAACCAACCUCUUCAAUAUCUUCUGUGCAGAGACUCUGUUCUGAGGAACUCAAGAAGACUGAAAUGACUGGAAAGAAGAAGAAACCAAGGUGUUGCCACCACCGCCACCGUCGCUGCCACCAUCACCACCGCCGCUGCCUCCGCCGCCACCACCGCAAGUAUAAAGGCAGUUUUGCCAUCUAUUAUCAUCGUUUGCUGAAGAAGAUUCACCGUGGGCUGAGACUUUCUCAACAAAUGAUAUAUAUUUUGGAUUCGUUUGUGAAUGACAUCUUCAAAUGCAUCGCCAGUGAAGCCGGUCGCCUGGCCCACAAGACCAACCGGUCAUCCAUCUCUUCCAGAGAUAUCCAGGCAGCUGUCCGCCUCCUGCUGCCUGCGAACCUCAGCAAGCUCGCCGUGAUCCAGGCCACCAAAGCCCUGCUCAGGUUCUCCCAGAAUGAGUGA
Messenger RNA from Perognathus longimembris pacificus (Pacific pocket mouse), 447 nucleotides. RefSeq names its product histone H2B-like. The record is from RefSeq and is a predicted model, not a curated record. NCBI's taxonomy places the organism in Eukaryota, Metazoa, Chordata, Mammalia, Rodentia, Heteromyidae. Bases 1 to 447 code for a protein of 148 amino acids. Gene Ontology annotation, cellular component: nucleosome. Gene Ontology annotation, biological process: nucleosome assembly. The transcript has a single exon. Gene Ontology annotation, molecular function: structural constituent of chromatin; protein heterodimerization activity; DNA binding.